AUUCGGAAGGAAUGGCAGACGGCUUUAGCGGCGUGUUGAGGAUUACGGAUUUAAAUGACUUUAUCGGGCCUUCUCAGGAGUGUAUCAAGCCGGUGACGGUGGAGAAACGAACCGGAAGACUCGGGUCUAUAAGAAUCGGCGACGAUGGCUCCUAUCUUCAAGUCGACGAGUCUGGCCAGGCAUCUAAGCUGCAAAAGGCGCAGAUAACGCUCACGGACUGCCUGGCGUGCAGUGGUUGCGUGACAUCGGCGGAAACUGUGCUCAUCACCCAACAGAGCUCCGAGCAGCUUUACGCCGUGCUCAAGGAAAACGCAGAACUGCCUGAAGAAAAACGCAAGCUCAUCGUCGUCACCGUAGCCCCCCAGGUGGCGGCCUCAUUUGCUGGGAAGUACGGCGUCGACUACGAGAGCGCUUCGGCGAAGUUGACGGGAUUUUUCAAGGCGUUAGGGGCGCACUACGUCUUGGACUCAACGUUUGGCCGCGAGUUUGCGCUCGUUGAGGUGCUUCGGGAUUUCAUCGAGCGGUGGGCGCGAAAGGACGGUGACCGAACUGCCUUGCCUCUCUUGGCGUCGUCGUGUCCAGGAUUCGUUUGCUACGCUGAGAAGACUCACGGUGAUGUACUGCUGCCACACAUCAGCCGAACCCGUUCACCACAGCAGAUCAUGGGCUCUCUGGUCAAGAAGUUUCUGGCUGGCAGGCUGGGAAAAAAGCCUGACCAGAUUUACCACGUCAGCGUGAUGCCCUGCUAUGACAAGAAACUGGAAGCAUCGCGGGCAGACUUCUACGACGAGAUAUACAGCACCAGAGAUGUUGACUGCGUCAUCACAUCUGUUGAAGUUGAGUCCAUGGUGGCAAAAGAAAACAAGUCCUUUGGGGAAUUGCCCCUGGCUGCAUCGGAUUCACUGUUCCACUGCGAGGUUGAUGGCCGUCCGUACAGGCACUCAGGGUCUGGAUCCGGCGGCUACAGCGAGUACGUCUUUGUGGAGGCGGCAAGACUACUUUUUCAUCACAGGCCAGAAGAGGUAGUCUUCAAGGCACUCAGGAACCAGGACUUUCGUGAAGUGACACUAGAGCUAGACGGGGAGACUGUGCUGCGCUUUGCCAUCGCCAACGGCUUCCGCAACAUCCAGAACGUGGUGCAGAAGAUGAAGCGGGCGAAGUGUCCGUACCACUUCAUCGAGAUCAUGGCCUGUCCUGCCGGUUGCCUCAACGGCGGAGCGCAGUUGCGACCGGAUGACGGUGACUCGAGGGCAUUGUUGAAACGUGUCGAAGACGCAUACAACGCAGUCGAGUGUCAGCCGCCGGGGGUCAACAAGGCUGUGCUAGACGUGUACCAUGACUGGCUGGGCCUCGAGAACCCACUAGACGGAAGUGGCGGCGGUGGUGAUGCAACGCUGUUGAGAACUACUUACCACGCCCUGGAAAAAACGACAAAUGCGCUCAACAUCCGUUGGUGACGUCAUCGCUCUUACGUGCGUUGUCGCAUGCAUGAACGAGAGUGUUGUGUACAGACAUAUUUGCAAGACACGUUAGCAGGUGAACCACAUUUCUAAGGCAGAACCUACUCGUUGGAAUACGACAGUGCUUUCAGUUGCUGCCUGCUAUUCUCUACUCGAAUCACAGCGGUACGAUCCUACGCUCUUGAUCGAGGCCAGAGGAAGCGUGAACGAGCCAGAUGUGAAGCUCCUAGCCAAUUGGAGGCUGAAACGGAGAACAUGUCGGGGUACGUCUGUCGCAGAAAAAGGAAGAAAACGAAACGAAAAUGCUCUAAGGCAUUGCCAUUGAAAUAGUGUUACAGCAGAUGCAGCUUCUGCGGAAGCUAUCGCAGCCAUGUUCCUGGAAUUCUACUCAUGCUGACAUUACUGUUCUGCUCCCAGGCUGCGGGUACGAGUGCCUCCAAGAAUAGGCAUGAGCAGAGUUCCCCCUUAGGGGAGGCAGAGAUAGGUAGCGAAGUUUGCGACCUUGUAAUUCAUAAACGGAGCAAUCCGAA
Rhipicephalus microplus (southern cattle tick) is the source of this 1990-nucleotide messenger RNA. Its product is annotated as cytosolic Fe-S cluster assembly factor narfl. Lineage: Eukaryota; Metazoa; Arthropoda; Arachnida; Ixodida; Ixodidae. The record is from RefSeq and is a predicted model, not a curated record.